AUGUCCACAAUUGAAACUCGUUCGGAAUCAGAGAAGACGGCAUCGAAUCGUGAUAUAAACGAUAUCUUUGAUGAUAUUGCAUUGAGUGAGGAGCGAAUAAACGAAGAAAGUUAUCAAAAGGGUUUAACCGACGGUCAAUCGAUUGGAAACACCGACGGAUAUCAUUUGGGCUAUCAUCGUGGUGCCGAAUUGGGAGCGGAGCUCGGUUAUUAUUAUGGUGUUUUGCAAUCGUACGCCAAUCGUGAACAGAAUACAGAGCGUCAACAAAAGUCGAUUGAUUUAGUGUUGAAUUUGAUUGGUGAAUUUCCUCGGACAAACGACGAAGAAGCCGAUAUUCUUAGAUUGGCCGACACAAUUCGUGCUCAAUACCGGAAAACGUGUGCUAUUUUGAAGAUAAACGGCAAAUAUCCAGAGAGUGAUCAGUUGAGCUUUUGA
This is a messenger RNA of Sitodiplosis mosellana (orange wheat blossom midge), 435 nucleotides long. Its product is annotated as protein LTO1 homolog. The coding region runs from base 1 to 435 and encodes 144 amino acids. The record is from RefSeq and is a predicted model, not a curated record. The transcript has a single exon. NCBI's taxonomy places the organism in Eukaryota, Metazoa, Arthropoda, Insecta, Diptera, Cecidomyiidae.